This is a messenger RNA of Botrytis byssoidea, 2370 nucleotides long. RefSeq lists its product as uncharacterized. Lineage: Eukaryota; Fungi; Ascomycota; Leotiomycetes; Helotiales; Sclerotiniaceae. The transcript has 4 exons. The coding region runs from base 76 to 2046 and encodes 656 amino acids. The record is from RefSeq and is a predicted model, not a curated record. Gene Ontology annotation, molecular function: protein binding.
AAAACCAGAUAACCUCUCAAUUUUAUCUAACUGAUUUUUCUUUCGAUCAUUGACAAACCCAGACUACAUAACAACAUGGCAGAGGUUCUUGGCACAGUUGCUAGUGGCAUCGGUGUUGCUCAGCUGGCGGGCAAUCUUGCUUCGAGCAUCAUCAAGCUGAAGGGUUAUUGGGAUGAAAUUCAAGAUGCGCCCAAUGAUAUUAGCUUUCUGGCGCGAGAGAUUGAUUCCCAUCAUUUGAUACUUCGAAGCAUUCUUGAAAGCCAAGCCAACAUAACUUCUUCUGGCAGGGCUUCGGACAUGUUCCUUGAGCAUAGUCUUAAGUUGUGCGAAGAUUCUUCAAAUGAAUUAAACGAGCUUGUAAAAGCCCUUGGGAAGGAGAUGAACUCUAGCAAUAAAUGGAGAAGCAAAUUAGGUGCCACGAAGGUGGUACUGAAAAACGAUCAACUUAAGAGAUUGAAGAAGAGGAUGAAAAAUGCUUCAAAAGUGAUGAAUACCGCUAUCACAUGGCAAACAAAUGCCACUCUCCAACAACAAUUGCCAGUCUUCGAAUUAAAAAUACAGGCUUCUCUCGAUCAGUUUUUGAUAAACCAUCAGAAGCUUAUUCCAGUACCACCAUUGCCGAGUCCAAUCACCCAAAUUUCCUCGAUGAAUGCUCUAGAGCCACCAAGAGGCAUUACAACAAUUUCGCAGCCACAGAGCUCCGAAUGUCACAGCAAUUCAACCCCACGCUUUGUGCCCAAAGAUUGUACCUCCGCACAGAUUUCUAGUUAUGUAUACUCGUCAAGGUGGUCUGUUUAUUUAAUGGGCUCUGUUGAAAUUCGAAAGACACGGCAGCAACGGAAUAGAAACCGGUUUGAGGAAACUGAGGCAAAAUACAAACCCCCAGCAUGGCUUUCAAAUAGAGCGUGGCAAUGUAUGUACACCAAAGAUCUAUCAGCAUUGAGAUGGAACUUCAACAUUCAGACUUAUCGUACUUUGGACACUGGAUCAGAUUUCUACAAGGCCUUAAUAGCUGGAGAUGUUCUUGGUGUGCACAGGAUGCUGGCAAAUCGAACAGCUUUUUUGAACGAUCGAUUCUUGGAACCUUUUGGUACAACAUUUUGGGAAACUACCACGCCUUUACAUAUCGCUGCCUUAAACGCUCAUCUUGAUUUAUGUAAGUUCCUCCUGGUGGAAGGGGCAGAUGUCUCAAGUGAGGGAGGUAUGUACGGCCUAACACCAUUAGAAGAAGUUGUUAUUCUUACACAGCUUAAAUCUAAACCCUCUCAUCCUUUACUACUUGACAUUGCACGAGGUCUCGUCGAAGCAGGGGCAUAUUCAGAGCUCAUUGAUCGAAUAAAUCUGCUAGUUAUCAGUGCUAGUGGCUCUAUGGAAUUAUUUCAGUAUCUUCAACAGCACACGUUGAUGAUUUCUGGCGAGAUAAGUUUCAUAAAUAAGGUGUAUAUUGCUAGGUCUUUUUUGUACUCUGAUAGUGUACAAUCUCCAAAAUGGAUGCUGUCAUACCUUGGAGGUCCUGAUUUUCAGGCAAAGAUUGCACUGCAUCGUGAUGAUAGCACCGUGGAAGAUUUCUUUGUCGGUAUUUGCGGAGAAUAUUCGCAAGAUCAAUUUAAAGAUGACAGGGUGGACCUCAUCAAGAAAAUGAUAUCGGCCGGUGUGUCAUUACAUGUGUUAGACGAAGAUUACGAAACGAUGCUGCAAAAGGAAUUUUGGAGUUUCCAGGGAAGACUUUAUGUCCAAGAAAGAGAGAUUUGGGGCCUCGAGAUGUGGCUUGAAUUUUUAGUCAAAUUAAAUGUCGAUCUCAAUACAUACGGCGAAGUAGAGUCUUCAAUUUAUAAGAAGAAAAGAAUGGCCCAAGAUUUGGAUGCCUCUGACAAUUUCGUGGUGGAAUGCGUCUUAGGAUUCAAGUAUGGGCCUCGUAUUGAGGAUUGGGAUGUAUGGUUCACUGAACGGACGGAUAAAUAUGCCGGUGACUUUUGGAAACUUAUUCAAAAUCCACUUCAAGCUACUCUUGCAAAUAUAUCUAUACCCGGGGAAUGGGUUGAUUAAGCAUGAUACUUGAUUCGGUCUUGAUUUUGCAAAUUUUGGAGGAGAAAUCUCGUUCUGUCUCUUUGCAUCUUGGUUCUAUAUGUUUGGAGGGAGGGAUGGACGUUUGCUAUUCUAGGCAGGAGUUCUCCUAUGAAAUUCAUCUACGUUCAGCAUACAAUAAUGAAAUUCAUUUGAGCUGCAGAUGUCUCUAUAUCAUAUUAUGUUUACAAAUUCUGGAACAUCAAGCUACUUCGAUUCGAAGAGUUGCGGCGUCUUACUUAGAAAAACAUUGUCAGCAUUCGGCUGAAUGGUUUCAUGAACCACCACUGAUGAUGGACCGAACAA